ACUUAUAGUUUGGUGUCUGUUUUGUUUGUCUAUUUAUUUGGCCAACGUGCUGCUUUGUUUUUUGUUUUGUGAAAGUCUUUUAUUUGUUUAAAAUCUUUUGUUUAAUAAAAAGCAGAGCGCCGUAGCAUUUCAGUUUCACCCGCAGUUGCCUUGUGUGUUGUGGAUUCAUUUCUUGGCCUGACGUCACCAUCAGUCAUCCUGUUCACAGGGCCCCAGUAAAUAUAUGAACUGUGAACAUAGGAAAUACCAGCUGUGCAGCACUGGUGGAAAAUACUGGGUUCAUUACAACAUAUACUAGCACAUACACUUCCAAAGUAAUUAAUACUGUAGCUUCUGCAGUGUCAGCUAUUUUUUUUUUUUUUUUUCAGAUUGGAGGCAGGGGGCAAUGUUGGGCCCCUGUGUUGAAUUCAGAAGUAGAUAGGUAGCUAUAUUUUUGAUAACUGUCAGUUAUUCAGUGUUCAAAGUGUUGUCAAUUGCAAAUGAUCAAAAAACUUGUCCCUACUGCACUUCUUUCUGAGUGAAACAAAAAGCAGAAAACUGAAGUUUGCCGCCCUUUCUGGUCUUGGCUAAGGAAAAGGCAGUACUGUAUUUCCCCUCCUCUAAACCCCGGCCUGGGUGUGGUUUUGAAAGACAAAGUUCUGGGAAUGAUGUGUAUGCCUUUGAUUCGGUGCCUGACUGAAGAGAGGGUGAGUAAAAGGACUGUCCAGUACAAGUUCAUUUAAAGAAAAGGAUGUAGUUUUGUUUUUCUUUUUCUUAAAGAGUAUUUCGGCCAUAAAGGAUAUUGUGGAUUUUGCUGCAGUAUGGUAUACAAAUUUUCCUGUUGAAAUUAAAGCUGAAACCUGCUUGUGUAUGUCGAUGUAUGUCAUACUGGGAGAAAGCGUCUUCAAGAUGGCUGGCUGGAGGGUGUCAAACAGGAGAAAUCCUGGAUUAGGAAUGCUGUCUCUUGGACAUUUGUGAUUUCCAAAGGAUCUUCUUUGUCCUUUUUUGAAACCCUGGAAAUAACUUCUAUCUUUCUCAGCUUUCUGCCAAGUAGCCCCCAACCUAGAUCCAAUGGUAACAUACUGUUUGUGUCCAGACCUUAAGUAGUAAUAGCAGGGAGGGUGCAUGGUGCUAAUGUAACAGGAAUAAACCAUCAGAAAGGUGUAGUGAUGGUUGAAUGGGUAGAAAAUGCAGCUACUAAAGGAAAAGAGGUUGACUUUGGAGAGCUAAUUCGUUUGAACACUGAUCUGUUUGAAUAUAUGAAUUCUGUCGAAGUACUACCACUGAAGGAAAAUGUUGACGUUCAGAAAAAUAAUAGCAGACAAACGAUAUCAAGAAUCCCAGCUCCACCAGUAUUCUCUCAAAGGUCCUAUUCACUGAGGAGAAGUGUUCAGACAAAGCCAACAACUCCUCAGCAAGUCCAUGAAACAGAAAACAAGUCUUUAUCCCCUGCUGUAUCUAAAGUUUCAUUUCCUAACAGUUCAGCCAGGCAGAAGUCCACUCUUGUUCAACAGAUGGAAAAAAUGAAAAGCAAGCAAGAAACAAAUAAAGCCAAAAACACUGAGAUACGGGCCAAGCGUGCAAAGGAGUGUGGUGUAAAGUGGGAAUUCCAGAAGAUGAUUGAAGAAUUCCGAGACUCUUUGGAGUACACCCCUCUCUCAUUCUCUGACUCAAGCGAAGAUCACAGAAUAUGUGUAUGUGUCCGAAAAAGACCUCUUAAUAAAAAAGAGAUUGCAAAGAAAGAAAUUGAUGUAAUCACCAUUCCUGAAAAAGGCCUACUUCUGCUGCAUGAGCCCAAGCAGAAAGUUGAUCUCACAAAGUACUUGGAUAAUCAGACGUUCAGAUUAGACUACUCUUUUGAUGAUUCAGCAACAAAUGAAAUGGUUUACAGGUUUACAGCCAGACCACUGGUACAAAAAAUAUUUGAGGGCAGCAUGGCAACUUGUUUUGCCUAUGGUCAAACUGGAAGUGGGAAAACUCAUACAAUGGGUGGUGACUUCUGUGGCAAAAGCCAAAACUCUUCAAAAGGGAUCUAUGCAUUUGCAGCACGUGAUGUCUUUAUGCUCCUGAGUCAGCCCAGAUAUUCCAUUCUUGGCCUUGAGCCGUACGUUUCAUUUUUUGAGAUCUACAAUGGAAAGGUGUUUGAUUUGUUAAACAAGAAGGCAAAACUCCGUGUUCUAGAGGAUGGUAAGCAGCAAGUCCAUGUUGUGGGGCUGCAAGAGAGGCAGGUUGCAUCAGCUGAAGAUGUCAUCAAAGUCAUUGAUAUUGGCAGUGCAUGCAGGACGUCGGGACAGACAUUUGCAAACUCCAGCUCGUCUCGCUCUCACGCCAUCUUGCAGAUUGUUCUGAGGCGGAGGGGAAACCUGCACGGCAAAUUCUCAUUGGUGGAUCUGGCAGGAAAUGAGCGGGGAGCUGACGUCUGCAGCUCUGACCGACAGACUUUAGUGGAAGGGGCAGAGAUCAACAGGAGCCUCCUAGCAUUAAAGGAGUGUAUUCGUGCUCUGGGGCACAACCAAACUCACACCCCAUUCAGGAUGAGUAAACUGACCCAGGUCUUGAGAGAUUCCUUUAUAGGGGAGAACUCUAGGACAUGCAUGAUUGCCAUGAUUUCUCCUGGCAUUAACUCUUGUGAAUAUACACUGAACACCCUCAGAUACGCAGACAGAGUAAAGGAACUGAAAGAAACAUCCAACGGUAGUAAUUCUGAAAGCUCUGAUAAGGAAGACAUAGAAGAUGGUGAAGAAUCCAACGCUAUAGAUAAGGAUACUGUUUUGUCAAAACAGAUGACCAGUUUCUAUGAUGCCAUGUCUUGUGUCUCUGAAUUGGAAGAGAAAGUUGUGGAAGAAUUCCAGGAAAUGAUACAGCGAGGAAUGCAGGUAUUAAAGAUGGUUGAGCAGCCAAGCUAUGACUUGCAAUCUGUUGUAACACGAGUUAAAGAGGUUCUGAUGGAGGCGAUGGCACUACAAGAGAACAUGAAGUCUUUAGAAUCUGCAAUGGUAGCUGAAGAGAAGGCAAGUUCACAUCUGAAAAACAGAUGCCGCUAAUUACCUGAAGAGGGCGAUGCUGGUUUUGAACUAUACUUCCAGUUUAAAUACUAUUUUAAUAUUCCACGGUAAUGUGUUAGUUUAGAAAUGUGAGGUUUCAAAUACCCCCUUUUUAAAUGUUUCCAUGA
This is a messenger RNA of Polyodon spathula (Mississippi paddlefish), 3151 nucleotides long. RefSeq names its product kinesin-like protein KIF2C. NCBI's taxonomy places the organism in Eukaryota, Metazoa, Chordata, Actinopteri, Acipenseriformes, Polyodontidae. The record is from RefSeq and is a predicted model, not a curated record. Gene Ontology annotation, biological process: microtubule-based movement. The transcript is spliced from 22 exons. Bases 1149 to 3023 code for a protein of 624 amino acids. Gene Ontology annotation, molecular function: ATP binding; microtubule binding; microtubule motor activity.